AUGACUAAUGAGUGUGGAAGCCAUGAAAAGCACAACAACACCCAUGGAUCAGGAUCAAGAGCCAUUAACUGGUGCUGGACCCUCAACAACCCCACUGAUGAAGAAAUAUCAGCAAUUCAAAGCUUCAGCGACCCCCCUGUCCACUACCUCACCUAUGGCAGGGAAACAGGGGAUGAAGGCACCCCUCACCUCCAGGGCUACCUUCAGUUUGACAAAAGGAAAACGUUCCCCUUCAUUAAAAGCCUAUUUCCCAGGCGCACUCAUCUUGAGGUCCAAAAGGCCAGGGAUAAUAAACAGGCCAGGGAGUACUGUCACAAAGAAGACCAAGAGCCCUAUGAAAAAGGGGACUUUAAAGACAACCACCCAAAGGGACCCAGUGCAGCUGAAACUAGACGCAAGGCCUAUGCAGAUAUCAAGCGGGGCAAGUCUCUCCAAGAAAUCAUUGAUGAUAAUCCAGAAGAACUCAGUUACAUCCAUCAAGCUGCACGAUAUGCUCCUGCCAGAACCCUUCCUGCCAAAGUACUUUACCUUCAUGGCAAAACUGGAUGCGGCAAAACUACAUCAACCCUUAACGUUCUACUCAAACAUGACCUGCAAUUUUUCAAAAAGAUGCCAGGAACCCACUGGUUUGAUGGAUACACAGGGCAACCUGUCAUGGUGCUUGAAGAGUUCCAGUCCUGCUUCACUCUCACAAAAUUUCUGUCCAUGUGUGACCCAUAUCCUCCACAACUUGAGGUCAAAGGUGGAACAAUGCCCAAUAGAUCCACUCACAUCAUCAUCUGUUCCAACUCUGGACCCUUCCUCCAAUAUCAAGAUGUACAAGACAAGCGUCCUGCCUCCUAUGCAGCCUUCUUAAGAAGGAUCUCCCAAGAACAUGACUGUAGUCACAUGACCCAUGAGGAGAUAGAGAGGCAUAUUACCUCUUUUCUUACUGAACUCUAA
This is a messenger RNA of Geodia barretti, 942 nucleotides long. NCBI's taxonomy places the organism in Eukaryota, Metazoa, Porifera, Demospongiae, Tetractinellida, Geodiidae. The record is from the annotation of a GenBank genome assembly.